AUGAGAGUGCUUCAGAUCAAUCUCAAUCACUGCGAAGCCGCACACGGCCUAUUGCGGCAAACGGUGCGGGACUUGAGAGUUGACUUGGUGUGCAUAUUGGAGCCCUACCACCAGUUGGAUUCUGACUGCUGGGCUACCGACUCCUGUCAGAGAGCGGCUUUCUGGAACUGUGGAGGUAGACCUAUCGAGACCUCUAACAAGGACAUGGAGUGGGGUUUCGUCCGGGCCAUGGUAGCUGGGAUCCACGUCUACAGCUGCUAUGCCCCGCCGAGGCGCACUGCUGAGGAGUUGACGGUCUUCCUCGAUCGACUGACCAAUGACGCGAGGCAGCACUCCCCCGUAGCCAUUGCGGGUAACUUCAACGCCUGGACGGUCGAUUGGGGAAGUAGGGUGACGAACACUAGACGACAAGCGCUACUGGAAGCCAUGGUACACAUAGAUCUUGUGCUGCUAAACAGUGGGGAGGAGCCCACGUAUAUGAGGGGAAGCGCCAGAUCCAUUGUGGAUCUCACCUUCGCAAACACCAUUGGCUGGAAGGCAAGCGCCUUCGACCACAGCACCUUUGCAGUGGCACUGGAUGGAGGGCCACUCAAUGGCAGCGACGCGACUGAGAAGGCCGUGGACAUCAUGGAGAGGAUACGGCGAGCCUGUGACGCCACCAUGCUCAGAAAAGGCCCGAAUCGCCGAAGGCCACCGGUAUACUGGUGGUCUGAAGAAAUCGCGGCAUUACGGAAGGAGUGCAAUGCGGCCAGAAGGCGAGCGCAACGCACUCGAAAGACGCAAAACUGGACCACCCUGGAUGGCAAGUACAGGGAGAUUCGUCGCAAGUUCGCCAAGGCGAUUACGCGGGGUAAAGCCAGCGCGUGGAAAGAGCUCACGGCUCAAGUCGAGGAUGACCGUUGGGGAAGGCCAUACACGGUGGUCAUUGCGCGACUCAAAUAUCAAACUUUGCCACCGCCUACGUGCUCGAUCCUGCUUAACAAGAUUGUUCGUGAACUUUUCCCCAGCCAACCCGACUUUCGGCGAAUCGACGGACAGAACGAGCAGCACACCAUUCCGUGCAUCACAAUGGAGGAGCUAUUGGAAGCGGAAACCCGAGUCGGUUGCUCCAAAGCCGUCGACCUGGACGGUUUUCCAAAUGCGGCCAUCAAAGCAACCAUUAAGACCUUACCGGACCUCUUCCUAGAUGUCUGCAACCGCUGUCUCAUGGAGGGCACGUUCCCCAGAGCGUAG
Fopius arisanus is the source of this 1233-nucleotide messenger RNA. RefSeq lists its product as uncharacterized. Gene Ontology annotation, molecular function: catalytic activity. Lineage: Eukaryota; Metazoa; Arthropoda; Insecta; Hymenoptera; Braconidae. The transcript is spliced from 2 exons. Bases 1 to 1233 code for a protein of 410 amino acids. The record is from RefSeq and is a predicted model, not a curated record.